AUUUACUCACACGGGAAAGAUAAAAUGCUAGAGCUUAUUGAUCCGUUGAUUAUAUUUUUAAACUUACUACCAGCAGUGCUCAUGACGGAGUCCCAGCAAGAAAUAGUUCCAAGGACGGAGUUUGUUGAAUAUAGGCCUGGUACUAUUAACCUGGUAAUCAGUAUUCCACAUGGAGGAGAAAUAAGACCUCUGUACUUAACCAAUAGAAGUGAAGGGUGUAGAAUGGAUGGUAACUGUGUUUACAAAAAUGAUGAAUUGAGAACAAAAUGUCCCCCGUCAAAUAUCUGCAAGAUUGUGACUGGUGGGGAUGAGUUUACUGUAGAGCUGGGAACAGCAAUGGUUCAACAAUAUAAACGGAUUACAGGAGAAACCCCUCAUGUUGUUGUGGCUAAGCUGCAUAGAACCAAGGUAGAUUUUAACAGGGGCGCAGACGAGGGAGCUCAGGGGGACAAGCAGGCUCUAGAUAUUCAUAGAGAUUACCAUGAUACGCUGAGAAAAGUAAAAGACAGUUUGAAAGGUGUUGGGCUUGUUAUUGAUCUACACGGACAAAACCACGGCAAAAACUCAACAGAGUUAGGGUACAGAUACUUGACAGAGGAGCUAAAUACAGGGAUAUUCACAACUACACCUAGCAUUAGGUCUCUGAUGUCAAGAAAAGAAUUGAACGUUGAAAAUAUACUUUACGGCGAUGAAAGUCUUGGAAAACUGUUUGAAGAUGAAGGUUAUAAAGCACUUCCGUCCCCGAGGCAACCAAGCCCAGGCCAGGAUAAGUAUUACAGAGGAGGAUAUAUAACAGAAGAAUAUGGGUCUAGUCAAGGAGGUGAUGUUGAUGCUAUACAGAUAGAAGUUCCAGGAGAAAUCAGGAGAGAUGAGAUGGUUCGAGGAUUGUAUGCAGAUAGUUUAGCGAGGAUACUUAGCACAUUCUUUAAACAAAACUAUCUUUAAUAAUACGAUAACAAAAACUACCAAUAGUUAAGUAUUAUAAAUACAGAACUAUCUUUAAUAAUAAAAUAACACUAACUAUAAUAGUUAAACAUAUUCUAAAUACAGAACUAUAUUUAAUAAUAAGAUAACAGUAACUAUUAAAGUUAAACAUAUUCUAAAUACAGAACUAUAUUUAAAAAUAAGAUAAGAAUAACUAUUAUAGAGUUUAACAUAUUCUAAAUACAGAACUAUAUUUAAUAAUAAGAUAACAAUAUCUAUUAUAGAGUUUAACAUAUUCUAAAUACAGAACUAUAUGUAAAAAUAAGAUAAGAAUAACUAUUAUAGAGUUUAACAUAUUCUAAAUACAGAACUAUAUUU
This is a messenger RNA of Eurytemora carolleeae, 1302 nucleotides long. RefSeq lists its product as uncharacterized. Bases 25 to 945 code for a protein of 306 amino acids. The record is from RefSeq and is a predicted model, not a curated record. The transcript is spliced from 17 exons. NCBI's taxonomy places the organism in Eukaryota, Metazoa, Arthropoda, Copepoda, Calanoida, Temoridae.